This is a messenger RNA of Ascochyta rabiei, 971 nucleotides long. Its product is annotated as Spliceosome-associated protein 49, variant 2. Lineage: Eukaryota; Fungi; Ascomycota; Dothideomycetes; Pleosporales; Didymellaceae. The coding region runs from base 1 to 939 and encodes 312 amino acids. Gene Ontology annotation, molecular function: RNA binding. Gene Ontology annotation, biological process: positive regulation of mRNA splicing, via spliceosome. The record is from RefSeq and is a predicted model, not a curated record. Gene Ontology annotation, cellular component: U12-type spliceosomal complex; nucleolus. The transcript has 2 exons.
AUGUCGGCCCCAAGUGCGCGGCACUGGGAACAGAACAAGGAAGCCACCGUCUACGUCGGCAACCUCCACGAGCGCAUCACCCCCCGCAUCCUGCACGAGCUGAUGCUCAACGCCGGCCGCGUGCGCAACGUCAACAUGCCCGUCGACCGCGUCAACAGCCAGCACCAGGGCUUUGGCUUCGUCGAGUUCCACACCGAGGCCGAGGCCGACUACGCCCCCAAGAUCAUGAACAACGUCGCCCUCUACGGCAGCCGCAUCCGCGUCAACAAGGCCUCGGCCGACAAGCAGAAGAACGUCGAGAUUGGCGCCGAGCUGUUCGUCGGCAACCUCGACUCCAUGAUCGACGAGAAGACGCUCUACGACACCUUUGGCCAGUUCGGCCAGCUCGCCCAAGCCCCCAAGAUUGCCCGCGACGAGCACGGCCUGUCCAAGGGCUACGGCUUCAUCUCCUACGGCGACUUUGACGCCUCCGACGCCGCCAUCGCCAGCAUGCACGGCCAGUAUAUGAUGAGCAAGCAGAUCUCGGUCCAGUACGCCUACAAAAAGGACGGCAAGGGCGAGCGCCACGGAGACGAGGCAGAGCGCAUGCUCGCCAAGCAGGCAAAGGCCCAUGGCGUCGCGCCCGCCGUCCAGCCUCUGCCCCAGCAUCUGUUCCAAGCACCCACACCCAUGGUCGCUCCUGGCGGCCCGCCCAUGGGUCAGAUGCCAGAUCCCCGUAUGGCCAUGGGCGGCACACCGAACGGGCCUGGUGGGUACGGGCGUCCGCCGCCCAUGGCACCAGGAGCGCCUCCUGUCCUGGCUCCACCCCCGGCUGGCCUGCCAGCUCGUCCACCCAGCGGAGCGCCUGUCAACUUCUUUCCCCCGCCACAUGGCUUUGGAGGCGGCCCUCCCCCCGGCCCUCCUCCUGGCUUCGGCCCACCAGGCUUUGGGCCGAGAUGAUGGGCUACGUGUGUUGCUACCUACAUCACUAG